CUCCCCCUCGCUCGCUCCUGCCCCGGCGUGCAGGGCCCCGCCGCCGCCAUGUCCAGCUCGUUCGAGCUCUCGGUGCAAGAUCUCAACGACCUGCUCUCGGACGGCAGCGGCUGCUACAGCCUCCCGAGCAAGCCCUGCAACGAGGUCGUCCCGAGGGUCUACGUGGGCAACGCGUCUGUGGCUCAGGACAUCACCCAGCUGCAGAAAUUGGGCAUCACCCACGUCCUGAAUGCCGCCGAGGGCAGGUCCUUCAUGCACGUCAACACCAGUGCAAGCUUCUACGAGGAUUCUGGCAUCACCUACUUGGGCAUCAAGGCCAAUGAUACACAGGAGUUCAACCUCAGUGCUUACUUUGAAAGGGCCGCAGACUUCAUUGACCAGGCGCUGGCCCAUAAAAAUGGCCGGGUGCUUGUCCAUUGCCGUGAGGGCUACAGCCGCUCCCCAACGCUAGUCAUCGCCUACCUCAUGAUGCGGCAGAAGAUGGACGUCAAAUCUGCUCUGAGUACUGUGAGGCAGAAUCGUGAGAUCGGCCCCAACGAUGGCUUCCUGGCCCAACUCUGCCAGCUCAAUGACAGACUAGCCAAGGAGGGCAAGGAUCCUGGAACUGACUCGCUGGACAGAAACGAGACUUGGCAGCACCAUGGGAAUAGAGAGAGAGAGAGAGAGAGCGCGCAAAGAAAGAAACAGCCUUUAAAAGAACUUUCUAAGAGCGGUUUUUGAACUGCGCUGGACCUUGUAUGUGUGCACAUUUGCCAGAAAUUGAACAUAAUCCUCUUGGGACUUCGUGUUCUCAUUAUUUGUAUGUCUCCGGGGUCACACAGAGCCGUCACAGCCACCACCCCAGCACCCGGCACAUAGGCAUCUCACAAAAGCCCGUUUUAUGAGAACCAGAGCUGUUUGAGUACCCUGUGUAUAGAGAGAGUUGUCGUGGGGCACCCGGAUCCCAGCAGCUUGGUUGCCUGCCUGUAGGAUGUCUUACAGGAGUUUGCAGAGAAAUCUUUCUUGGAGGGAAAGAAAUAUCAGGGAUUUUUUUUUUUGUUGAAUGUUUCAAAUUCAGCUUUAAGUGUAAGACUCGGCAGUGUUCACGGUUAAGGUAAGGAACGUGCCUUUUUCAGAGCUGCUGGGUAGCACCUGGCAAGAGGCAGGAGAAGCAGGCCUGUCUUAGGGCGUCACUCCCAGGGUAUAGACCUCUGAUCACAGCGGGAGCAGAGCUGUGCAGCCUGGAUGGUCAUUGUCCCUUACCCUGUGUGACCACAGCAGCCCUGGACACGUAGGGCUGGUCAUCUUUUUUUGCCCAGGAUGAAAUGGCCAUAGCCAAAUUGUGUACCUCAGUCUGUAGUUUCCAAGUGGCUUUCUUGCUCAAUACAAUUUGCACUUCAAAAUAACACUGUAGAGUUGACAGAACGGAUUCAUGUGUUAUGAGAGGGAAAAAGAGAGGAAAAAACAAAUCAAAACAAAAAACAAAACACCACAAACCAAAAACAUCUGGACUAGCCCAGCAUGGUUGCAAUGUCUACAGGUCCAGUUCAUGAGAGGCAGAGACAGGAAGACCACUGAAGGGUCAAGGAAAGCAUGGUCUACAUAUCGAGACUCCAGCCAGGGCUACGGUCCCAAGGGCCUAGGUUUUGGGCUUUGGGCUUUGGUGUUUGAGACAGGAUCUCUUGGUGCAGCCCUGGCUGUCCUGGAGCUCACUCUGUAGACCAGUUUGAGACUCUG
Messenger RNA from Mus pahari (shrew mouse), 1716 nucleotides. It is a transcript of the gene Dusp3, whose product is annotated as dual specificity phosphatase 3. The transcript is spliced from 4 exons. The record is from RefSeq and is a predicted model, not a curated record. Bases 49 to 720 code for a protein of 223 amino acids. Gene Ontology annotation, biological process: negative regulation of MAPK cascade; protein dephosphorylation. Gene Ontology annotation, molecular function: MAP kinase phosphatase activity; protein tyrosine/serine/threonine phosphatase activity. Gene Ontology annotation, cellular component: cytoplasm. NCBI's taxonomy places the organism in Eukaryota, Metazoa, Chordata, Mammalia, Rodentia, Muridae.